Messenger RNA from Helobdella robusta, 1044 nucleotides. RefSeq lists its product as hypothetical. The record is from RefSeq and is a predicted model, not a curated record. The transcript has 7 exons. The coding region runs from base 1 to 1044 and encodes 347 amino acids. Lineage: Eukaryota; Metazoa; Annelida; Clitellata; Rhynchobdellida; Glossiphoniidae. Gene Ontology annotation, molecular function: Arp2/3 complex binding. Gene Ontology annotation, biological process: endocytosis.
AUGCUGGAGACGAACGAUGCCAGGGACCUGAUGGCAAUCGUGGAGAAGUUGUCAGACAUCAAGGAGGACUCCCAGCAGAGAAGCUGGCACUUGCACGAGGACCUCCUCGCCAUCACGCAGCUGCUCAAAAAGUUGCUCAAUCUGCUGAUAAAUGCAAGUCCAGAUUUGAACCGAUGGAUAUUAUCCAGAAACCAUUAUGAAGCCUGUCUCGACCUGGUACUCUACUACCAAAUGGAAACUCGAUCCUCAUUACGUUUAAUAAUGCUGGAUAUCUUCGCUAAUAUAUGCUCUUUGGAUGGUCACUUCCUUUCCGAAUUGCUGGCUUCUGUGCUGCCGCUGGAAUUGUUGAGAGAGGUCAAGGAUCAAUCAACUGACAGUGAAAACCUACCAAGUGUUAUCAUCGUCCUCUGUAUGCUGUUCUCAACAGGAGAGAACAUUCCACAUAAUCAUUACACAUACUUCAAUGAAGACUUCACAAUGCUCGUGCUGGACAUAAUUGAAAGUGAUACCGAAAUUAUCUACUCUCCUGAAAUUUCAGAAUUAUGUAUCAAGUUAUUAUUAGCAUUCAAUUUGCAUCUGGAAGUUCUGAAGGAUAACAUUUGCAUGAAGAGCGUUGCAAAGAAGAAGUCCUGCAAGUAUUUAACUGAACAUCUCUUGUUGCUGUUCAACAGAGGAGACGACCCAGUGAAACUUCCAGACAUCAAAUCAGUCCCAACGAACUCUGUCAUAAAGUUCAUCUCAGAUAUAUUCUCAGACACAGUGACCUCAAACAUCUUCUACACAAACGAUGCCAAAGUUCUCGUUGAUAUCGUGCUCAGACAGCUUACCGAUCUUUCACCUGGAGAUUUCAUGAGAACGGAGCACUUGUCUCUGAUGCAGUUGGUUCUUUUGAACUCAGGUUACUUUGAACAACAGCAUCGACUGCAGGAGUUGAAGUCUUGUUUGAAUAGAAUAUACGAUGAAGAAAAUGUGAUUGUCGAUAAGGACAUCAUCCGACAAAUCUACCAUCAAUUUCCCACCUAUUUUGAUUCAUCCAGUUGCUGA